AAAAUCUUUAGAAUUUAUGAAAAGUUUGCUCUAAAUUCUCAGCUUGGAACCUAAAAUUGUUUAAUCAACAUCUAUAAUAUAACGGCUCGUGCCGUUAAAAGUAGGUUCGUAAUGGCGCCAACAAGAUUGGCAACGAAACCGCUCGGCGUCAACGAGAACCUGAACGGCAUGUUAAGCCACGGCAUUACGACGAGGAGUAAGCAGCUAGCUUCUCUAAAGAGUCACAAGGACAGUCUAAAAAUUCCCAAUAAAAGGAAAGCAGACAGUCCUCUUAAAGAUGUGACUGCGAAGAGGGCGGCGUUCGGAGAUAUAACGAACGCCUAUAACAAAUCGUGCGCGCCCCAGGACAAGGAUAAAGCCAUGCCAGUGAAGAAAGUCACUGUUGAGACUAAAAUGCUUCCAGCAGUAAAGAGCAUCAAAUCACAAACAAGCACACUAAAUGGCAAAACUUCAAAGACCAAACAACUCCAGCGGGUAGCCACUAAUGCUAUUGAUGCAGUACAGAAACAUUUCACCAAAGACCCACCCAAGCAAGUGGCCACAAGAGCUCAGAAUGGCAUCCUGAAGAAUUUUGAAAGGAAAGACAAACUCAAAGAGCAGAAUCUGAGUAAUGGUUCAGUCAAAUCUGCAAGAAGUGAUGUUUCCGGUGAACCCUCACUUUAUAUGACUGCCUUGGAGAAUAUUAGCCCAUCUGAGGUAACUAAAGAAGAGUACAAACAAAUCAGUGAGAAAUUGAACAAAGUAAACUUGGAUGACACAUCUAGGUCUUUGGAUGAAGAAACAGAGAGCCCUCAUAAAACUCCUUCUGGUGUUCUUGACUUUGACUUUGAGAAUUGGAAUGAUCCACUCCAAGUAUCUCAUUAUGCUAUGGACAUAUUUAAUUAUUUGAAAAACAGGGAGCGCCUUUUUCCUAUUGACGAUUACCUGAAACGUAUGAAUGGAAUUACAUCGUGGAUGAGAGCGCUACUUGUAGACUGGAUGGUUGAAGUUCAAGAGAGUUUUGAACUCAAUCAUGAGACCCUGUAUUUGGCUGUGAAGCUAGUUGACUUGUUCCUUACUCGUUCAACUAAGAAUGAACAAAUAGAACAACUGACAAAGGAAGAAUUGCAACUAUUAGGAGCAUCUGCCUUGUUUAUAGCUUCUAAGUUUGAUGAGCGCAUUCCGCCCCUAGUGGACGACUUCCUGUACAUAUGCGACGGUGCAUAUACGCUGAGCCAACUGCUUAAAAUGGAGAUAACCAUUCUCCGGGUCAUCGACUUCGAUCUCGGCGUGCCGCUCUCCUACCGGUUCCUCAGGAGAUACGCCCGGUGUGCUCGUGUAUCAAUGCCUACACUAACACUGGCUCGGUUUGUGUUAGAACAAUGCUUGUUGGAAUAUGGACUUAUUGAAAAUUCAGACAGUAAAAUGGCUGCUGCUGCACUGUACCUUGCUCUCAGGAUGAAGAAUCUAGGUUCAUGGACACCCACUCUACAGUAUUAUACAGGUUACAACCUCAAAGAAAUUCUCCCGAUUGCAUUAGCCCAGAAUGCAGUUCUACACAAGAAGCCAAAGUCUGCGAUUAGCACAGUUAGGAAUAAAUACUCACAUACAAUAUUUUUCGAAGUUGCCAAAGUACCCCUAAUAGACGAGGCGACGCUCACUAGCUGAGGAAUAAGUACCAGGAAUGUUGUAUAAAGUUUAGUACUAGGGUAUGUACUUAAGUUUUGAUAGUUAGUUAUACAUGUAAUCGUUAACAAAGCUGUUAGCCUAGUCGCCAAGAUCAAGUUCUUCAACUACU
Bombyx mandarina (wild silkworm) is the source of this 1777-nucleotide messenger RNA. It is a transcript of the gene CycB3, whose product is annotated as cyclin B3. Gene Ontology annotation, biological process: mitotic cell cycle phase transition. The record is from RefSeq and is a predicted model, not a curated record. NCBI's taxonomy places the organism in Eukaryota, Metazoa, Arthropoda, Insecta, Lepidoptera, Bombycidae. Gene Ontology annotation, molecular function: cyclin-dependent protein serine/threonine kinase regulator activity.